Messenger RNA from Trichogramma pretiosum, 1079 nucleotides. RefSeq names its product farnesol dehydrogenase-like. Bases 107 to 865 code for a protein of 252 amino acids. The record is from RefSeq and is a predicted model, not a curated record. NCBI's taxonomy places the organism in Eukaryota, Metazoa, Arthropoda, Insecta, Hymenoptera, Trichogrammatidae. The transcript is spliced from 4 exons.
GCAGUAGGUAGGCACGCUAUUGGACAUAAUUUGGCCGGCUCUUGUAAAAGCAAUACUUCGUUUCCAAAGUCCGUCGCAGUUUUGUGUUAGCUGUCUGUGAGUUAAGAUGGCGCAUUUAGUCAAUAAAUUGGCUGUUGUUACUGGUGCCACUGGUGGAGUAGGCUCCAAAAUUUGUGAAGAACUUGUUAAAAAUGGCUUGAAGGUUGCGGGCUUGGGUAGACGUCAACACAAACUCGACGCAUUGACUGCUAAAUUAGGAGAUAAGUUUUUAGCCGUAAAAUGUGAUUUAACCCAAGAAGACGAAAUUUUGAGUGCUUUCCAAUUGAUCGACGAAAAAUGCGGAGGUGUCCAUACAAUGAUCAAUUGUGCCGGCGUUUUGUUUUCAAAUGCUAUUUUAGAGAGCAAAACUGAAGAUUUGCGAAACACGCUCGAUAUAAACGUCUUGGCUCCAGCCAUCUGUACCCGAGAAGCUGUCAAGUCAAUGAGAAAAUACAACAUUAAGGGCCACAUUAUAAACAUGAACAGUGCGGCGGGACACAACGCCGAAGUGAUUAAGGCGCCCGUAGGCCUCUAUUGUGCUUCCAAGUACGCUGUUACCGGUAUGACGGCGAGCUUGAAAAACGAACUCUUCAAUACCGGCAUUAAAAUAACGAGCAUCAGUCCAACUGGGAUCGCAACGGAUAUGAUUCGACGAGCAGGUGUACCCGAUAAUCUUAUUCCCCACAUAGCGAUUCUCUAUCCCCAGGACGUGGCGGACGCGGUAAUUUACUCGCUGCGACAGCCAGAUCAUGUUCUUAUAACAGAAUUAAUGAUCACAUCUCCGGAGAAAGAAGUUAUCUUACCUUCGCAGGCCAAAACGCGCUAACGAGUCACAUUUUUGAAUAUCAUCCAACGGCUUGUAAUUAUCAAUUGCUUGAAAACUUAUACAUAAGUUUUAUUGCAAAAUGUAUUCAUAAACUAAUCAUGGAAAUUUUUGAAACAUUUGAAAAUGAUUCUUAAAUUUAUGAAAACUAUCUUUACAAACCAAAGUACAUCGACCUUAUAUAAAAAUAUUAAUAAUAAAAAAAAAAUAAUAAUGA